Rosa chinensis is the source of this 3039-nucleotide messenger RNA. RefSeq lists its product as uncharacterized. The record is from RefSeq and is a predicted model, not a curated record. The transcript has 6 exons. The coding region runs from base 601 to 2859 and encodes 752 amino acids. Lineage: Eukaryota; Viridiplantae; Streptophyta; Magnoliopsida; Rosales; Rosaceae.
GUUUUUGUUUAUUGCAAAAAAAAAAAAAAAAAAUUGGGAGGCCAUCACCAAAUCUUCAAUCACCACUAUCCUAACACCCAACGCAACCCAACACAUCAUCAUCAUCCAUUUAGUAUUACACACAGAAAAGGCAAACCAUGGAGACCAUUGGAAUUGCAAAGAAAAUUCGAGUUAGAAGAAAGAAGAAGAAGCUUGUUGAAUAACCCACAAGGAAAGAAGCUUAUUAUUCAUUUGGGUUUACUUUUAUGCAACCAAAGUUCCAAGCUUUGUUCAUCUUUAGGACGGCGCGUUGUAUCUGGAAAAACCAUGAAUUGCUUAUCUCUGCUCGAGUUCCUUGUGAUCUGAUGAAAGAACUCGUCAAGAUGCAGAUGUAGGUGGUAGGCAUAUUCAGUAUAGUAUGAUAGCUUUACUUUAAAUGUGUAGUUGGAUUGUUAGAACUGCCCCUUUCAUAUUUGAGAAGUCAUGGAUGGUCGGGCAACUUGAAACCAUUUGGUCACCUGGAACAUAGAAAUGCAACUUGAUUCUUAUGCAUGAAUGCACAGAGAAAGAGGGAAGAGAAGGAAAGUUAAAUAAGGACUUUAUCUUGAAAUUCUUUUGAAGAUGGGAUUGCCUCAAGUGUCUUCUAGCAGUAUUGCUGAGGAAGUGGCAGCAUCGUUGUGCACUUUUAUGCAACCUCCAACCAGAAUUGCUGGCGUGAGCAGCUGUGAUUUAAGUGGUUUGCAUGGCGGAAACAUGGGAAAUCACAUGCAGGUGGAUUUGACAUGCUCUUCUCCUGGAGAGUUGCAAAGGAAAACCUUGACAGAGAUUCCAAAUAAGACAGAUUUUUCGAAUAUACGUGUUGGUCGAUCAAACAUGCAUUCCUUGAAGAUCAACACCAUGGAACAAAAUAACUGGUUAAAUCUGAAAUUAGGUCAGAAUAUUCAGACAUCUGUUCCCAGAAUUGUUGGUUUUGAACCAAGAAAUUUAAAUUCUCCUCUUGAUUUGUUUAAUGGAAACCGACACUCUUCUAGUGGGGUGGCUGUCACAGAUGACACAAAUGAGGCCACCGGGUCAGUAGCCAGGAAGCGGUUAUCGUCUCCUUUGAAUGGAAUGCGUCUCCAAGAUCAAUUUAAUGGUGAUUCUCUAAACAUUGGUGAUGGGGUUCAUAAGACUUUUGGAUGCAAAGAUGGCUCUAAUAUUCCCACAUUUCAAGAGCAUAAAAAAGCUCACAUUGGCAACUCCAAUUGUUUCAGUUCUACUACCUGGUCUGCAUCUUGUUCCCCAGAGUGGAAGAAUUCAUUGGAUGAGAAGUGUACUACAAACUCCUCCUUUGUAGUUGAUGGUCCUUUGCUUGAAACGAAGGAGCCAAAAUCACAUAAUCAGUUCAUAUCAUCAUCUGGACUUGAUUACUCCCCAGAAACAAUAAAGGUAAGGUCACAAUCUGGAGCAAUAGCCAUAAAUUCAAGAAAGGUGGCGGUGCAUCCACUUUCUUUAUCUCCUCUUGGCCCAAAAUUUCCUGAAAGAGUGAAAUCUGGAGAAGUAUGCAGGGAUCAUACACCGGGGGCAGAUGAUUACAGUAUGACUUUUAAGGACAUGGACCAUUCACUUGAUGGAACUAUCCCAGGCAUUUCAUCGUCUUGGAAAGAGGAGACUUUUAGGGCUCCAAGUAACUCAUUGGAAGAUGUUGAUAUUUUGCAGAAAAAGUUUGACCUCUUUAGUCCUGAGAGUCCCAACGGAAUGCAACAGCACUGGAGUCAGGAUUUGAAAUCCAAGUCUGAAGGUGUUAAAUUAGCUCGAAGCCUGACUGGACUACCUGUUAGAAGGUCCUUGGUGGGUUCAUUUGAGGAAUCCCUCUUGUCUGGGCGAUUGGUGUCGGCAAAGGUUAAUCAGAGAAUUGAUGGUUUUCUUGCUGUUCUGAAUGUUACUGGAGGGAAUUUCUCACCAAAAUCACAAAAACUUCCAUUUUCCGUGACCAGUGUGGAUGGAGAGAACUACUUGCUGUAUUAUUCAUCAAUAGAUCUUGCUGGGAGAAGGACAUCAGAAAUCUAUGGAGGCCCAAAGAUGAAGAGAAGCCUUAGCAUGGAUGAUUCACGAGCAGACAGGAACCGUCUAAGAAUACCUAUGAAAGGCCGUGUACAACUGGUUCUCAGCAAUCCAGAAAAGACACCAAUUCAUACUUUCAUCUGUAACUACGAUUUGAGUGACAUGCCAGCCGGUAGCAAGACAUUUUUGCGCCAAAAGAUCACUCUAGCCACUUCUGAAGCAACCUUGAAGGCUCAGAAUGGAAGACAUACAGAGUCUGGUGAAGAAAAUGAUUCAAAUCCAUCUUCAAUCCUAGACACUGCUAAUUCUUUUCAGCUUACCGGCAAUGAUAUAAGAACCUCAAAUCAGUGUGUAAAAGGAAUUAGUACAGGCGGUUCUGCCUACACCAAGUAUGCAGUCGAUCAACGCAAAAGAGGGGAGGAAGAAUGCAUGGUGACCUCUUCUCUUGGUGACUUCAAUUCUUUUAGAUAUGAAAAGACCAAUGAGAAGGACAACAUGACAAUGAGUACAUGCCAUAUCAGUGAAAGCAAGUCUCUGCAUAGCCCUUCAAAGCUUAGAAAUAAUACUACUGGUGCUGGUGUUCUACGUUAUGCUCUGCACCUUCGCUUCUUGUGCCAUUUUCCUAAGAAAUGUUCAAGGUCAGUCCAGAGAUGUAAAUUAGAUCCCUCAUCUGGACAAGUGAAAAACAGUUUGGACAUUGAAGGGGAGCGGCGCUUCUACUUGUAUAAUGAUUUGAGGGUGGUUUUCCCUCAACGUCAGACGGAUUCUGAUGAGGGCAAGUUACAUGUGGAGUACCAUUUUCCUUCAGAUCCGAAAUACUUCAAUAUCAGCAACUAGAAGGGGCAGAGGACAUUCUGUGCUUAGAUUAGAUAAUCUCUGUGUAUCUGUAGUCUCAGUAUGUACAUAUCUGUACAUUCAUUUCCCAUCAUCUUUUGGGGCAAUUCCCCCAUUUAAGCUGUAUAUAAUCAUCACCAUCAAUAAACAGUCAAUUUAAUAAAUCUUGCUUUCACACCCGUA